AUGGAUUCAACCACGUCCUCCUUCCAAUCGACCACUUCUCCAACUGAUUCCUCUGUGGAUUCAACUACUUCACCUAGCUCCAGCUCCAGCUCCAGCUCCAGCACCAGUGAGGAAACAACCACGUCUUCAAUCUCCUCCAGCUCUUCCACACACUCUCCAACUGACACCAGUACCUCUUCAAGCACGGACACAACCACUUCUUCAAGCUUUUCCACAUCAUCCUUGGAUUCGACCACUUCUUCUCCAACUGAGGACUCCAGCUCCUCUACUGACUCAAGCUCUUCCAUAGAAAGCUCUUCAACUUACACCAGCUCUUCUUCAGGCUACUCCUCAUCCAGCUCCUCUUUGGAGCCCACCAUUUCUUCCACUUUCCCAAGCUCCUCUAUGGAUUCAACCACGUCCUCCUUCCAAUCGACCACUUCUCCAACUGAUUCCUCUGUGGAUUCAACUACUUCACCUAGCUCCAGCUCCAGCUCCAGCUCCAGCACCAGUGAGGAAACAACCACGUCUUCAAUCUCCUCCAGCUCUUCCACACACUCUCCAACUGACACCAGUACCUCUUCAAGCACGGACACAACCACUUCUUCAAGCUUUUCCACAUCAUCCUUGGAUUCGACCACUUCUUCUCCAACUGAGGACUCCAGCUCCUCUACUGACUCAAGCUCUUCCAUAGAAAGCUCUUCAACUUACACCAGCUCUUCUUCAGGCUACUCCUCAUCCAGCUCCUCUUUGGAGCCCACCAUUUCUUCCACUUUCCCAAGCUCCUCUAUGGAUUCAACCACGUCCUCCUUCCAAUCGACCACUUCUCCAACUGAUUCCUCUGUGGAUUCAACUACUUCACCUAGCUCCAGCUCCAGCUCCAGCUCCAGCACCAGUGAGGAAACAACCACGUCUUCAAUCUCCUCCAGCUCUUCCACACACUCUCCAACUGACACCAGUACCUCUUCAAGCACGGACACAACCACUUCUUCAAGCUUUUCCACAUCAUCCUUGGAUUCGACCACUUCUUCUCCAACUGAGGACUCCAGCUCCUCUACUGACUCAAGCUCUUCCAUAGAAAGCUCUUCAACUUACACCAGCUCUUCUUCAGGCUACUCCUCAUCCAGCUCCUCUUUGGAGCCCACCAUUUCUUCCACUUUCCCAAGCUCCUCUAUGGAUUCAACCACGUCCUCCUUCCAAUCGACCACUUCUCCAACUGAUUCCUCUGUGGAUUCAACUACUUCACCUAGCUCCAGCUCCAGCUCCAGCUCCAGCACCAGUGAGGAAACAACCACGUCUUCAAUCUCCUCCAGCUCUUCCACACACUCUCCAACUGACACCAGUACCUCUUCAAGCACGGACACAACCACUUCUUCAAGCUUUUCCACAUCAUCCUUGGAUUCGACCACUUCUUCUCCAACUGAGGACUCCAGCUCCUCUACUGACUCAAGCUCUUCCAUAGAAAGCUCUUCAACUUACACCAGCUCUUCUUCAGGCUACUCCUCAUCCAGCUCCUCUUUGGAGCCCACCAUUUCUUCCACUUUCCCAAGCUCCUCUAUGGAUUCAACCACGUCCUCCUUCCAAUCGACCACUUCUCCAACUGAUUCCUCUGUGGAUUCAACUACUUCACCUAGCUCCAGCUCCAGCUCCAGCUCCAGCACCAGUGAGGAAACAACCACGUCUUCAAUCUCCUCCAGCUCUUCCACACACUCUCCAACUGACACCAGUACCUCUUCAAGCACGGACACAACCACUUCUUCAAGCUUUUCCACAUCAUCCUUGGAUUCGACCACUUCUUCUCCAACUGAGGACUCCAGCUCCUCUACUGACUCAAGCUCUUCCAUAGAAAGCUCUUCAACUUACACCAGCUCUUCUUCAGGCUACUCCUCAUCCAGCUCCUCUUUGGAGCCCACCAUUUCUUCCACUUUCCCAAGCUCCUCUAUGGAUUCAACCACGUCCUCCUUCCAAUCGACCACUUCUCCAACUGAUUCCUCUGUGGAUUCAACUACUUCACCUAGCUCCAGCUCCAGCUCCAGCUCCAGCACCAGUGAGGAAACAACCACGUCUUCAAUCUCCUCCAGCUCUUCCACACACUCUCCAACUGACACCAGUACCUCUUCAAGCACGGACACAACCACUUCUUCAAGCUUUUCCACAUCAUCCUUGGAUUCGACCACUUCUUCUCCAACUGAGGACUCCAGCUCCUCUACUGACUCAAGCUCUUCCAUAGAAAGCUCUUCAACUUACACCAGCUCUUCUUCAGGCUACUCCUCAUCCAGCUCCUCUUUGGAGCCCACCAUUUCUUCCACUUUCCCAAGCUCCUCUAUGGAUUCAACCACGUCCUCCUUCCAAUCGACCACUUCUCCAACUGAUUCCUCUGUGGAUUCAACUACUUCACCUAGCUCCAGCUCCAGCUCCAGCUCCAGCACCAGUGAGGAAACAACCACGUCUUCAAUCUCCUCCAGCUCUUCCACACACUCUCCAACUGACACCAGUACCUCUUCAAGCACGGACACAACCACUUCUUCAAGCUUUUCCACAUCAUCCUUGGAUUCGACCACUUCUUCUCCAACUGAGGACUCCAGCUCCUCUACUGACUCAAGCUCUUCCAUAGAAAGCUCUUCAACUUACACCAGCUCUUCUUCAGGCUACUCCUCAUCCAGCUCCUCUUUGGAGCCCACCAUUUCUUCCACUUUCCCAAGCUCCUCUAUGGAUUCAACCACGUCCUCCUUCCAAUCGACCACUUCUCCAACUGAUUCCUCUGUGGAUUCAACUACUUCACCUAGCUCCAGCUCCAGCUCCAGCUCCAGCACCAGUGAGGAAACAACCACGUCUUCAAUCUCCUCCAGCUCUUCCACACACUCUCCAACUGACACCAGUACCUCUUCAAGCACGGACACAACCACUUCUUCAAGCUUUUCCACAUCAUCCUUGGAUUCGACCACUUCUCCAACUGAGGACUCCAGCUCCUCUACUGACUCAAGCUCUUCCAUAGAAAGCUCUUCAACUUACACCAGCUCUUCUUCAGGCUACUCCUCAUCCAGCUCCUCUUUGGAGCCCACCAUUUCUUCCACUUUCCCAAGCUCCUCUAUGGAUUCAACCACGUCCUCCUUCCAAUCGACCACUUCUCCAACUGAUUCCUCUGUGGAUUCAACUACUUCACCUAGCUCCAGCUCCAGCUCCAGCUCCAGCACCAGUGAGGAAACAACCACGUCUUCAAUCUCCUCCAGCUCUUCCACACACUCUCCAACUGACACCAGUACCUCUUCAAGCACGGACACAACCACUUCUUCAAGCUUUUCCACAUCAUCCUUGGAUUCGACCACUUCUUCUCCAACUGAGGACUCCAGCUCCUCUACUGACUCAAGCUCUUCCAUAGAAAGCUCUUCAACUUACACCAGCUCUUCUUCAGGCUACUCCUCAUCCAGCUCCUCUUUGGAGCCCACCAUUUCUUCCACUUUCCCAAGCUCCUCUAUGGAUUCAACCACGUCCUCCUUCCAAUCGACCACUUCUCCAACUGAUUCCUCUGUGGAUUCAACUACUUCACCUAGCUCCAGCUCCAGCUCCAGCUCCAGCUCCAGCACCAGUGAGGAAACAACCACGUCUUCAAUCUCCUCCAGCUCUUCCACACACUCUCCAACUGACACCAGUACCUCUUCAAGCACGGACACAACCACUUCUUCAAGCUUUUCCACAUCAUCCUUGGAUUCGACCACUUCUUCUCCAACUGAGGACUCCAGCUCCUCUACUGACUCAAGCUCUUCCAUAGAAAGCUCUUCAACUUACACCAGCUCUUCUUCAGGCUACUCCUCAUCCAGCUCCUCUUUGGAGCCCACCAUUUCUUCCACUUUCCCAAGCUCCUCUAUGGAUUCAACCACGUCCUCCUUCCAAUCGACCACUUCUCCAACUGAUUCCUCUGUGGAUUCAACUACUUCACCUAGCUCCAGCUCCAGCUCCAGCUCCAGCACCAGUGAGGAAACAACCACGUCUUCAAUCUCCUCCAGCUCUUCCACACACUCUCCAACUGACACCAGUACCUCUUCAAGCACGGACACAACCACUUCUUCAAGCUUUUCCACAUCAUCCUUGGAUUCGACCACUUCUUCUCCAACUGAGGACUCCAGCUCCUCUACUGACUCAAGCUCUUCCAUACAAAGCUCUUCAACUUACACCAGCUCUUCUUCAGGCUACUCCUCAUCCAGCUCCUCUUUGGAGCCCACCAUUUCUUCCACUUUCCCAAGCUCCUCUAUGGAUUCAACCACGUCCUCCUUCCAAUCGACCACUUCUCCAACUGAUUCCUCUGUGGAUUCAACUACUUCACCUAGCUCCAGCUCCAGCUCCAGCUCCAGCACCAGUGAGGAAACAACCACGUCUUCAAUCUCCUCCAGCUCUUCCACACACUCUCCAACUGACACCAGUACCUCUUCAAGCACGGACACAACCACUUCUUCAAGCUUUUCCACAUCAUCCUUGGAUUCGACCACUUCUUCUCCAACUGAGGACUCCAGCUCCUCUACUGACUCAAGCUCUUCCAUACAAAGCUCUUCAACUUACACCAGCUCUUCUUCAGGCUACUCCUCAUCCAGCUCCUCUUUGGAGCCCACCAUUUCUUCCACUUUCCCAAGCUCCUCUAUGGAUUCAACCACGUCCUCCUUCCAAUCGACCACUUCUCCAACUGAUUCCUCUGUGGAUUCAACUACUUCACCUAGCUCCAGCUCCAGCUCCAGCUCCAGCACCAGUGAGGAAACAACCACGUCUUCAAUCUCCUCCAGCUCUUCCACACACUCUCCAACUGACACCAGUACCUCUUCAAGCACGGACACAACCACUUCUUCAAGCUUUUCCACAUCAUCCUUGGAUUCGACCACUUCUCUCCAACUGAGGACUCCAGCUCCUCUACUGACUCAAGCUCUUAUAGAAAGCUCUUCAACUUACACCAGCUCUUCUUCAGGCUACUCCUCAUCCAGCUCCUCUUUGGAGCCCACCAUUUCUUCCACUUUCCCAAGCUCCUCUAUGGAUUCAACCACGUCCUCCUUCCAAUCGACCACUUCUCCAACUGAUUCCUCUGUGGAUUCAACUACUUCACCUAGCUCCAGCUCCAGCUCCAGCACCAGUGAGGAAACAACCACGUCUUCAAUCUCCUCCAGCUCUUCCACACACUCUCCAACUGACACCAGUACCUCUUCAAGCACGGACACAACCACUUCUUCAAGCUUUUCCACAUCAUCCUUGGAUUCGACCACUUCUCCAACUGAGGACUCCAGCUCCUCUACUGACGCAAGCUCUUCCAUAGAAAGCUCUUCAACUUACACCAGCUCUUCUUCAGGCUACUCCUCAUCCAGCUCCUCUUUGGAGCCCACCAUUUCUUCCACUUUCCCAAGCUCCUCUAUGGAUUCAACCACGUCCUCCUUCCAAUCGACCACUUCUCCAACUGAUUCCUCUGUGGAUUCAACUACUUCACCUAGCUCCAGCUCCAGCUCCAGCUCCAGCACCAGUGAGGAAACAACCACGUCUUCAAUCUCCUCCAGCUCUUCCACACACUCUCCAACUGACACCAGUACCUCUUCAAGCACGGACACAACCACUUCUUCAAGCUUUUCCACAUCAUCCUUGGAUUCGACCACUUCUCCAACUGAGGACUCCAGCUCCUCUACUGACUCAAGCUCUUCCAUACAAAGCUCUUCAACUUACACCAGCUCUUCUUCAGGCUACUCCUCAUCCAGCUCCUCUUUGGAGCCCACUAUUUCUUCCACUUUCCCAAGCUCCUCUAUGGAUUCAACCACAUCCUCCUUCCAAUCGACCACUUCUCCAACUGAUUCCUCUGUGGAUUCAACUAUUUCACCUAGCUCCAGCUCCAGCUCCAGCUACAGUGAGGAAACAACCACGUCUUCAAUCUCCAGCUCUUCCACACACUCUCCAACUGACACCAGUACCUCUUCAAGCACGGACACAACCACUUCUUCAAGCUUUUCCACAUCAUCCUUGGAUUCGACCACUUCUUCUCCAACUCAGGACUCCAGCUCCUCUACUGACUCAAGCUCUUCCAUACAAAGCUCUUCAACUUACACCAGCUCUUCUUCAGGCUACUCCUCAUCCAGCUCCUCUUUGGAGCCCACCAUUUCUUCCACUUUCCCAAGCUCCUCUAUGGAUUCAACCACGUCCUCCUUCCAAUCGACCACUUCUCCAACUGAUUCCUCUGUGGAUUCAACUACUUCACCUAGCUCCAGCUCCAGCACCAGUGAGGAAACAACCACGUCUUCAAUCUCCUCCAGCUCUUCCACACACUCUCCAACUGACACCAGUACCUCUUCAAGCACGGACACAACCACUUCUUCAAGCUUUUCCACAUCAUCCUUGGAUACGACCACUUCUCCAACUGAGGACUCCAGCUCCUCUACUGACUCAAGCUCUUCCAUAGAAAGCUCUUCAACUUACACCAGCUCUUCUUCAGGCUACUCCUCAUCCAGCUCCUCUUUGGAGCCCACCAUUUCUUCCACUUUCCCAAGCUCCUCUAUGGAUUCAACCACGUCCUCCUUCCAAUCGACCACUUCUCCAACUGAUUCCUCUGUGGAUUCAACGACUUCACCAAGCUCCAGUACCAGUGAGAAAGGGAGCACUUCCACAGACUCAGAAAGUUCUCGAAGCAGCUCCUCUCUGUCUUCUGCACACUCCUUGUCAUCUAGAUCUUCCAUGGAGCCCUCCAUAUCCUCAACAUUUACGAGCUCCUCUGUGGACUCAAGUGCUCUGACAACGCUCACUGUUUACCCGACGGACUCUUCCACUCCAUUGAGCUUUUCCACAACACCCUUGGAUUCGACCACUUAUCCAACUUAUUUCAGUUCAAGUACUUCUUUUUCAACCACUUCCGCAAUAUACUCCAGUUCUUCUACAGACUCAUCCGGUGGCAUGGAAGAUGAUGGCAUAUUCAUAAUCGUGGUUGUGAUAGUUGUUGGAUUAAUAUUGGCAGCCAUCUUAGCUACCUGUUGCUUCUUCUUCUUCUUCGUUUUAAAGCGUAAAGAGCAUCCUGUUCAGGAUCUCGAAGAACAGAUAAUCGGAGAUGACGAAUAUGUUUCUGAUACAUAUUCCGAAGAAAGUGACUCGCUGUAUGAAAUAUCUAUACCAAGAGCAAAGGUUGUUCCUUUCACACGCCAACUGACUCCGUGGGGCGUCCAGAAUCCUAUGACCAUCCGCGACGACGAGACCGAAGACCUAGAAUUACCUGAGGACCAUGGACGCAAUCCUUACGCCCUUGACCAGACGAAUCUCCAUGAGUUUAGUUUGGAGAGAUUCCUGAGGGAUAUUCAGGAUACCCAACCCCCUACUCUGUCGGGAUCCUUCAGACUUCCGAGACUGUGAAGAUAGCCAGGAGCGUCUUUUGAUAUUGCGCCGAUGGCCCUUUCCAAUAUGUUCUGUGUGUGUUCGUGUGUUAUAUUUUUUACCAUUAAAUUCUGUCUAUAUUAGUGCAAAUAUAACGAAGGGAAGAGCAAGAAAGCACACAUAUAUUACGUUCUUUUCCUUGUUCUAUCUACAGUUUGUUGAUUCAUUAUGUAUGUAUGUAUGAGUGGAUCAAAACGAAAUGGCUGGUAAAUUUCCUAUCGGUAGAAAUAUAAUUAAUGAUAAAUGAUUUUCAUUCAUGUAGAUAUACUUAAGUGAUAAUGCACCUCAGUGAAAGCCUUAUAUGCACAUAUUGUAAGCUUAUGGAAUAAGAUAGACCACUCUCGCGGUUACUUGUUAAAUAUUUUACUUCUGCAAACUGUAUGAGGAUCGCAAUCCACAGAGAAAUGAGGCUUGGAAUGAACAGACAGAAGGACACACACCUAAUUGAACACAUGAUGGAGGACUGCAAUCAUGCUGAAGGUUUUUGUAUCAUUUAUGAACAUGAACCUACUGGUUGUGUUGAGAACAGGAUAUAACAUUCAAGGGAUAUUAUGGUUGGCGAAGAGGAAACCAUUGUUGAUUCAGACAAGCACUUCGAUCACUGAGGAUACAACACGCUGCGCUGACCUAUCUGACCUGUUCUCAAUACGUGUUCUACAUAUACGCCUCUAACAAAAAGAGAGAGAAGAAAAAAAAAGAGAG
Penaeus indicus is the source of this 8058-nucleotide messenger RNA. Its product is annotated as serine-rich adhesin for platelets-like. The record is from RefSeq and is a predicted model, not a curated record. Lineage: Eukaryota; Metazoa; Arthropoda; Malacostraca; Decapoda; Penaeidae.